GCCACAUACUCAUAAUUUAGGAAUAUCCAAAAAAAAAUUCCAUGUAGGUGUAACAUAACUCAAAAAGAAAAUUCCGAAAGAAGAUUGCGAGAUUGAAAUUGAGAUCGGGCGAGAACCGAACCGGUAAAGAAGCAGUUGAAGAAAGAAGCUUUUUCAUUCAUUCUUUCAUUUGUAGUCGCAUUUUUGGUUUUAGGGUUUGAGAAUCUUCACACACUGGGAAGAAAGCAAUGUCAAAUCAUCACCGUUCUACGAGUGCUUCAUCGAAGAACGGUCUUCCUCCUCAAGAACUCCUCGACGAUCUCUGCAGCCGAUUUGUGCUGAAUGUGCCGAAGGAAGACCUUCAAUCAUUUGAAAGGAUCUUGUUUCUCGUGGAGUAUGCACAUUGGUUUUAUGAGGAUAAUUCUGUAGAAAAUAAUCCAUCUCUGAAGUCGUUAAAUCUGAAGGAGUUUACAUCUUUAUUGUUCAAUAGUUGUGAUGUUUUGAAGCCUUAUGUGGCCCAUAUAGAUGACAUCUUUAAGGACUUCACUUCCUACAAGGUUCGAGUUCCUGUAACUGGGGCAAUAAUUCUUGAUGAAACCUAUGAAAGGUGCUUGCUAGUGAAGGGAUGGAAAGGUACAAGUUGGAGUUUCCCUCGAGGAAAAAAGAGCAAAGAUGAAGAAGAUCAUGCAUGUGCCGUAAGAGAAGUCUUGGAAGAAACAGGUUUUGAUGUUUCAAAACUUCUUAACAAGGAUGAAUACCUUGAAGUUAUUUUUGGGCAACAGAGAGUGCGGCUUUAUAUUAUUGCUGGUGUGAAAGAUGAUACAGCAUUUGCCCCACUUACCAAAAAGGAGAUAAGUGAAAUUGCAUGGCAGCGCCUUGAUGAACUUCAACCAGCGGGUGAUGAAGUGAUAUCUCGGGGGAGCACUGGACUUAAGCUUUACAUGGUGGCCCCUUUUCUGGCAUCAUUGAAAUCGUGGAUUUCAACACACCCACCUCCUAUGGCUCCAAGGCAUGAUUUGCCUCUUAAAGGAAUUUGCGUGUGGAAAGCAAAGCAUAGUUCUACUGGAAGUAGUUGCAUAGUAAUGGACAUCCAGCCAGCUAAGCAUGAACCUGAGCCUGUUGCUGAGGGGCCUGGCAGGAGCUUAAGGAAUUUCAGAUUUGAUACUGCUUCAAUUUUACAAGCAAUGGGGGCUUCCUUUUCUUCUUGAAAGUUCAGCAACCUUCCUGUAAAGUAUCCCUCGACUGAAUUGACUUCCCUCAUUUCACUCCUAGUCAAAGUUGGUAGCAAUCACUGUCUAUGCUCUAAUUAGGUUUCUGUACAUGAUGUUCCCCAAGUUGUCUGGUUGAGUAAUAUGUACAUUGUUAUGUACAGGAAUUAUUUGUACCUAAAAAGUGUUAUCAGUUAGUUCGGUGUUAUUUGUAGAACUAGAUAAAUAGCCCUUGUAAAAGUUAUGAUGCUUUCAAUCAGCAUUCAUUUCAUACAAUAUUAACUCAAACUCGGUCUUUGAAUGAAACUCAUUUAGAUUGUAA
Messenger RNA from Lotus japonicus, 1509 nucleotides. RefSeq names its product mRNA-decapping enzyme subunit 2. The transcript has 8 exons. Gene Ontology annotation, molecular function: 5'-(N(7)-methylguanosine 5'-triphospho)-[mRNA] hydrolase activity; RNA binding; manganese ion binding. Gene Ontology annotation, biological process: deadenylation-dependent decapping of nuclear-transcribed mRNA; nuclear-transcribed mRNA catabolic process, nonsense-mediated decay. The record is from RefSeq and is a predicted model, not a curated record. Gene Ontology annotation, cellular component: cytoplasm. Lineage: Eukaryota; Viridiplantae; Streptophyta; Magnoliopsida; Fabales; Fabaceae. Bases 228 to 1187 code for a protein of 319 amino acids.